Ictalurus furcatus (blue catfish) is the source of this 5329-nucleotide messenger RNA. It is a transcript of the gene golga1, whose product is annotated as golgin A1. The record is from RefSeq and is a predicted model, not a curated record. The transcript is spliced from 24 exons. The coding region runs from base 328 to 2841 and encodes 837 amino acids. NCBI's taxonomy places the organism in Eukaryota, Metazoa, Chordata, Actinopteri, Siluriformes, Ictaluridae. Gene Ontology annotation, cellular component: Golgi apparatus.
CGAAUCCGGUGAGUGGAAGAUGACGUGGUGAAGUCAGUUAGCAUGGAGGCUAGCUGAAUAUCUCGACACACACACAUAUAUAUAUUUAUAUAUACACACACACUCGGUUAUAACUCACAGAGUUAAAACAAAAUCAGAACACAACAUUAGUGGAAGAUGAAAGCUGCGGAAGUGUCUGUGGACCGGAAGUCGUUAAAGCGCUCGUGAAACGAUGGAUAUGAGUUUGUGUUAGUUGGAGUUUUUCCAGAAGAGUAACAGACGAGUGAUGAGCUCCGUGUGUCCUGCGUGUGACGUCACGUCAGCGGUAUAAAGCCUGUGCGCUUCACCAUGUUCGCCAAGCUGAAGAAGAAGAUCGCGGAGGAGGCGGCGACGGCCACGCCCCGCCCCGGACGCCUGCCCCGCUCCUACAGCAAAGAGUCCAUCACCUCAGUGGGAGCCGACUCAGGAGACGACUUUGCGUCGGAUGGCAGCAGCUCCAGAGACGACCUCUCCUCUCAGAUCCUGCGCCGAAACGAUCAGAUCCGAAAACUGGAGGCCAAACUGUCAGACUACGCUGAACAGCUUCGGCUAAUGCAGAAGACGAAGGAGAAGCUUGAGAUUGCAUUAGAGAAGCAUCAGGAUUCGUCUAUGCGGAAACUGCAGGAGCAGAAUGAAAGCUUCCAGGCCAACAGAGCCAAGAUGGCCGAAGGCAUGGCCUUAGCGCUGGAGAAGAAGGAUCAGGAGUGGACGGAGAAGAUGGCCGCUUUGGAGAAGGAGAAGUCCUCGUUAGAAGCGCGUCUGGACCAGAGUCUGAGUCUGUUCCAGAAGAGAGACGAUCUGGACGAGCUCGAGGGCUUCCAGAUGCAGGAACUGGCCAAAGUCAAGCACAUGCUAUUGCGUAAGGAGGAGCAGCUGAGUCAGAGGGAGCGAGAGCUGAAGCUGCGAGGAGAGGAGCUGAACACGGCCCGUCUCACGCUCGCUCACACUCAGGAUAAACUGUACGAGCUCGGGGAGGAGCACGAGGAAACCCUCAGCAUCAACGCGCAGCUACGAGCCCACAGAGACAAGCUCCUGAGUGAGAAGGACGAGGCUGAGAGGAGGAUCUCCGAUCUGGAGGCCGGAGAAGAAGAGCUGCAGCGCCUCAUCCGACAAGUCUCUGAGGAUUUCCAGAAGGCUCAGAGGGCCACCAGAGCUUUACAGAAGUCCAUGGAGUCUCUACAGUCCGAGCACGACGAGCUGAAACUGCGACACGAACAGCACAAGGGCAAGGAGGAGGAGCGGGAGCGGCUGUUGGCCGGGCUGCAGGAGAAAGCUCUGUCUCUGGAGCACAGGCUGGAGGCCAACCUGUCUCAGGACGAACAUCUACAGGAGCUGUUCAAGGAGAAAUCGUUAUUGAAGGAGAAGUUAGAAGAGGCUAGAGGAGAGCUCCUGAAGGAACGAGCCAAUCACACGGCAGCAGUGAGCUCGCUGGAGGCACAGAUUUCCAGGCUGAACGCGAACGUGUCCGAGCUCCAGACGCUGCUGAGACACAAAGAUGACUCGUCCAGGUCCUACAGGGAGAGGACGGACGCGCAGAUAGCUGAUCUGGAGCAGAGGCUGAGCGACUCGGCAGAAAGGCUGAGGAGUUUGGAGGAGCAGCUGGAGAAGAAAGAGACGCACAGAGAAAAACUGCAGGUGGAGUGGGCGGAGGAAAGGGAGCGGUUACAGCAGCAGGUCUCCACGCAGAGGCAGAGAGGACUGGAGAAAACCGCCAAGCUGGAGGAGGAGAUCCUCGCCCUGCAGAGAGAGAGAGAGGCGGAGAUCAGCUUGCAUCAGGACAACGUGGUGUGUGUGUGUAAUUUACUGGAGGAGCAGAAGAACACGGUGAAGAAGCUCAGCUUAGAACUCGAGAACUCCAAAGCGGAGUUGAACAGCAGACAGACGGUGAGCGUGGAGAUCGCUAAAGCUCUGGAGGAAACCCGGAAACAGAGAGAGGAGCUCCAGCAGCAGGUCAGCAAGAUGUCCGAGUCUGCACAGAGGGCGGAGCAGGAAGUGUGUCGGCUCUCUGAGCAGGUGGGCGUGAAGGAGGCGGAGUUAAGCAGUCUGAGGGAAGAGCUGCAGGCGACCCGCUCCGGUCUGUUCUCGCUGCAGGUGGAGUGUGAGGCGUUGCGUACGGAGGCCGAGGAAAAAGACGCUCAGAUCGAAUCCCUGCGUCAGGAAAUCCUCACACACACUCAGCAAGCUGACCCCAAUCAGUCUAAGGAGUGUGAGGUAGACAGCGUGACUGCGCAGCUGCAGGAUGUGGAGGUGUGUGUGAGUGAACAGAACGGCAGCAUCACCGUGGGCGAUGUGGACGAGCUGCAGAGAGCUAACAAAGAGUUCGAGCAGCAACUCAGUGAGAAAAACAAGACGAUAAAACAGCUGCAGCAGAGACUGACCGAGCUGAAGAGGACGCUACAGAAAGAGCUGAAACUGAAGCCGGACGCCGACUCUGACACUAAGGAGAAGCUCCAGGAAGGGAAGCCCAGCUCGGAGGCCCCGGUCCCGGCCGCUGCUCCGACUCCAGCCCCCGGCUCGGUUCAAGGCCCGGGCCUCGCGGCGUACUCGUCCCAGACGAAGGUGACGAACAGCUCGGACCUGACGGACACGCGGGAGAUCAACUUCGAGUACCUCAAACACGUCGUGCUCAAAUUCAUGUCCUCUAGAGAGGCAGAGGCGUACCAGCUGAUCAGAGCCGUCUCGGUGCUGCUGCAUUUCACACGCGAAGAAGAAGACAUGCUCAAACAGAUGCUCGAGUACAAGAUGUCAUGGUUCGGCUCGAAGCCCACACCCAAAGGCAUCGUCCGGCCCUCUGUCUCAGGAACCCCGAGCAGCUGGAUGUGAGAGGAAGAGAGCAGGAACGACGUGACGCGACGCGACGCGACGUGACGUGGGCUCUCGGAGAACGUUUUUUUUUAAAUAAAUAAAUGGCUCCGGUUGCAGGUGAUCACGGAGUGGAGGGAAGUUCCAUGUGUCGGUCUCGUCCCGGAAAACAGAUGGUUCCUUCUCGUCUCGUCUCUUCUGGGGUUCUUUGACACUAUUUCUUUUUUUUUUUUUGAGAUCAACGAAUCGACCAGCUUCACGUUUUGUUUAGUUCUUUUGUUUUUGUUUGCACGCCUUUGGAGUCUUUCCUCUAAAGAUACGGCGUAAAGCAGCUACGUCUAGCUACCUGGGGGUCGUGAAAUUAAACGAAUGAAUGAAUGAAUGAAUAAAUCAAUCAGACGGGGGGCUUUUUUCCUCCUCUCAAGAGCGAAAGCUUUGCACGCUGCGUAAUCUUCGGACGUAACGAGAACGGAUUUUUCUUUUCUUCUGAUUCGUUUGCGCCAUGAAGGCUUCGAGAGGGGAAGAAAAAAAAAAAAAAACCCAGGCACGUAAGAACGUACGGCGCUUUCUAACGAAGAGAAGCGUGCAUGGACUCUGACCUCGAAGAAGCGUCUUCCCUUUACCUGCCCUCUGUGUGUGUGUGUGUGAGAAUUAAAUUACGACGAAGCACAUUCCAUACAUCUAUUUAUAUACAGAACUGUACAUAGCCAAUGUUUAUAAAUCGUCAGGUGUAAAAAAUGUAUUCAGCUCCGUUUGCGGGUUUUUUUUCUUCUUCGCAUUGAUGUAUAUCGUGAGAGCGGAGAGGCGUGUAGCGUCCGUCGAGUCGAGCGUGGCCCGGGACCCGAGUAUUAACGCGACCUUCUACUCGACUCGUGACGUUUUAACUGGAGGGGGAAUCCGUACACUCGGAUCUUUAUCUAUCCGAGAGCGGAUCGUCAGGAUUGUGGCGUUUAAGAAGUAUCUGGAUGAUAUAAUAUUUAUAAUACCAGAUCGGUAACGUAGGAACAAAGCUACAGCUGGGAAUAAAAUCUAGGGACGCACCGUUUUUGGGAUUUUCCCCGCCGUCGUUUUCAACUCAACCCUCGGAUCCAGUGGUUUCGUUUUCCUCAUCGCGAUGUCUUUUUUUUUUUUCUUUUUAAAUAAUUAAACAUUUUGCGAUACUCAAACACUUAACACGUUGAAACCUCCGAAAGUCUACGUUUCUGUCUGGGGUUUUUUUUUCUUCCUUCUAAAAAAAAUAAAAAAGUAAUUUACAUUUAUUUGCUGCUGAUUUUUUUUUUUUUUUUUUUUUAAACAUUUUUUACAUCAUUAUUAUUCAUUUUUAUUCGUCCUCCUAAAAUGAAUCACUGUCAUUCUUUAGCAGAUUAAAUUUGAUUAAAUUUGUGGUUUAUUUAAAUACUCGCGAUCUAAACCUUUCGGAAGUUCUCAGGGUUGGACGUUUUUAUUAUGAUGUUAUUUAAUAAUAAGUUCAAUGAUGAUACGAAAAUUUCAGUUAUGUACACGUCAUUAAGCAACUUUAAGAAGUUCUUUCUUCUUAAAGUUCCAAAAAAACAUCAAGGUUUAUAUGAGAUGAUUUGAACCGUAUCGCAGAUCGUCACGUCGUCUUCAAAUCACAAAAUCGUCAGAUCGAACCUUCUUUAGAAAAUUGUUUUUACAAUUAAUUACAGAUCAGUUUUAUGUUAUGUUUACGAAUCACCUCGUCUCAUCUCAUCUUUUGAUUGAAGCACUGUUGUAUCUUGUCGUAACGAUCUGAGAGGCGGGGACAAAUGCCCGGGAUCGCAAGGGCGAGGAGAGGGGGGCGGAGCAACAAAAAAAAAAACGAAAGUUGCGAUGAAAUGUUUCGAACAGCGAUUUGAACGGAAAUUUAUUCGCAAUUUAUUCACGUAGAGUGAUUUAAGAAAUCAGCGCAGGAAACGUUCCGAGAUUUUCUUCGUAAAUUUGUGCAUCAACUAUAUAUAAUACACGCACGCACGCACGCACUACGUAAAUGACGGUGAAUCCGAUCGGAGUUUCAAUCCGCAGAUCGGAUAUCGGGUACGAUCCGGUGUUUUAUGCUAACGUCGGUCCGAUAGCGCUACUCGGUAUCGGAUCGGUGCAUCCCUACAGAACUCUCUGGCGUAUUCCAGACGGGUCGGUCGGAUGGUUUUCGGGGUCCCGGUGUUGUAUUUAGAAUCGGGUGCAAUGAUGAAUUUCAUUUCAGUUGGAAGUUUGAAUAUUCCAUCUGAUCGUUAUCCAUGAAUUGGUUUUCUUUUGAAAUUUUUUCUGACUGUGUGUGUGUGUGUGUGUGCGUGUGUGCGUGCGCACGUUACCUGAGCAGGUGUGAGCAGUGUUCCUGUUUAAAGGAGAACUCAUUUCAUCAGCUUACACGCUGUUUUUCAUUUCUCUGGUUCUGGUUUGUGCUGCUGUGAUCGUAAUCCCGCUGCGUGCUCUGCUUUAAUAAAGUACCACUGCACAUCCGACUCUCGGCCGUCUGUCAACAAACUUGAAUAAAUGAUCUUUUUGAUUUUGA